Molecule: messenger RNA, 5389 nt
Organism: Ostrinia furnacalis (Asian corn borer)
Lineage: Eukaryota; Metazoa; Arthropoda; Insecta; Lepidoptera; Crambidae
Gene: eIF3a
Product: eukaryotic translation initiation factor 3 subunit A
Exons: 24
Coding region: 158-3652 (1164 amino acids)
Biological process (GO): formation of cytoplasmic translation initiation complex; translation reinitiation
Cellular component (GO): eukaryotic translation initiation factor 3 complex, eIF3m; multi-eIF complex; eukaryotic translation initiation factor 3 complex, eIF3e
Molecular function (GO): mRNA binding; translation initiation factor activity
Source: RefSeq, a predicted model, not a curated record
UCAAGCAAGCUCGCGGCUCGCCCACAUCGACGUCGGCCAUUUUGAAAUUUUCUGUCGCUUGACAGACCGGGUGGACGAAUAAUUUGUGUUUUAUUCUUCUACACGGCAAUAUUUAUUGCUAAAUUUGUGUUGAUGAAGUGAAUAAACAACUAAAACCAUGGCACGAUACGGUCAAAGACCGGAAAAUGCCCUCAAACGGGCCAGUGAAUUUAUGGACUUGGACAAGCCCGCACGGGCUUUGGACACCUUGCAAGAGGUGUUCCGUAACAAGAAAUGGGCCUACAACUGGUCAGAAUCGGUGUUGGAACCGAUCAUGUUCAAGUAUUUGGAGCUUUGCGUGGACCUUCGCAAGUCCCAUAUUGCGAAGGAAGGCUUGUUCCAGUAUCGAAACAUGUUCCAGUCCGUGAAUGUUGGGUCUUUAGAGCAAGUCAUAAGAGGUUAUUUACGAAUGGCUGAGGAGCGGACUGAAGCAGCCAGAGCACAGUCCACGCAGGCUGUCAUCGAAACCGAUGACUUGGAUAACCUAGCCACUCCGGAAAGUAUACUCCUCAGUGCUGUAUCUGGUGAAGACGCUCAAGAUCGAUCCGAUAGAACUAUUCUUACUCCAUGGGUGAAAUUCCUCUGGGAGUCCUAUUGUCAAUGCCUAGAGCUGCUCCGAACGAACGCUCAUGUGGAGACUUUGUACCAUGACAUCGCUCGCAUGGCCUUCCAGUUCUGUCUGAAGUAUUCCCGUAAGACGGAGUUCAGGAAGCUUUGUGAUAAGCUGCGUAAACAUCUGGAGGAUAUUUGCAAGCCAACCGUGCAAACUGGAAAUGUGAGCAUCUCCAAGCCUGAGACUCAGCAGCUCAAUCUGGAAACCAGACUUUUCCAGCUGGACAGCGCUAUCCAGAUGGAAUUGUGGCAGGAAGCCUACAAAGCCAUUGAGGACAUCCACAACCUCAUGAACAUGUCUAAAAAGACUCCGGUGGCAAAGACCAUGGCCAACUACUACGGCAAGCUGGCGCUGGUCUUCUGGAAGGCUGGCCACUGCUUGUUCCAUGCCGCUGCUCUCCUUAAGCUGUUCCAGCUGUCCAGGGAGAUGAAGAAGAACAUCACGCAAGAGGAGUUGCAGAAGAUGGCUUGCCGAGUGUUGGUAGCAGUGCUAUCAGUGCCGCUGCCGUCGCUGCAUCCUGAGUUUGACCGCUUCGUCGAAACCGACAAGAGUCCAGUCGAGAAAGCUCAACGACUGGCUGUAUUGUUGGGGCUGGCUCAACCACCGACUCGCACCAGCUUGCUGAAGGACGUGGUUCGCCUCAACGUGGUGGCGCUAGCGUCGCCGCAGCUUCAGCAGCUGUAUUCGUGGUUGGAAGUGGAGUUCGACCCGUUAGCCAUCUGCCACAACGUCAAGGGCGUCAUCAAGUCUCUGCAGGAGGAGCCCAACUCCCCGCUGGCCCAAUACACCUCGGCCCUCAACGACGUGGCCCUAGUGCGUCUCAUCCGGCAAGUGGCGCAGUGCUACGCCUGCGUGCAGUUCGCGCGGCUGCUGCAGCUGGCCGCCACCGACGACCUGUUCCACCUCGAGCGGCUGCUGGUGGACUGCGUGCGCCACAACGACAUGCAGAUCCGCGUCGACCACGCCAACAAAUGCGUGCACUUCGGCGUGGAGGCUGGCGGCGGCGAGUGGUGUUCUGCCGCCGACGAGGCCUGCGGCGGAGCCAUUCUCCAGGCAACUCCGGCUGAACAGGUCCGCGAGCAGCUAGUCCGCGCCGCCGAGGUCCUAUCCCGGGCGGUCACAACACUAUUCCCGGAGCGCCAACGCGCGGCCCGGGAGCGUGCUCGCGCGCACAUGGUGCAGCACUACCACGAGAACAAGCACGCUGAGCACGCGCGCGUGUUGCAACGCCACAAGAUCAUCGAGGAGCGCAAGGAGUAUAUUGAAAGGCUGAAUACUGUGCGCGAGGAGGAGGAGCUCAGACGCCAAGAGGAGCAGCUACGAGCGGCCGCCGCAGCCGAAGCGCGUCGCCUCGAGCAAGAAAGAGAAGAGAGGGAGAAGAGAAAGCAUGCUUCCGAGCUCGCCGCCAUGAAGGAACGCCACCGACGCGAGCGCAUGGCGCAUAUCUCGCAGACCGCGCACGGCAAGAAGAUGCUGCAGAAACUGGAUGAGGAGGAAAUCAAAAAGAUGGACGCCGAAGCUAUCGCCCAGAGGGAGGCUGAGGAGUUGAUGAAGGAGCGCCGCGAGCUGCAGGCCAGGCUCAAGUCGCAGGAGAAAAAGGUGGACUACUUCGAGAGAGCCAAACGCCUGGAAGAGAUCCCACUACUGCAGAAGAGUUUGGAAGAAAAACAGGUGCAGGACAAGGCCUUCUGGGAGCAACAGGAGAAGGAGCGCAUUCAGCAGCUCAUCGAGGCGCGCUCCCGCGACGUAGCUACUGCCACGCGCCUCGCCCGAAUGCACGAGCACCGAGACGAGUUCAUCGCUCGACUUCAAGCCGAGCGCGGCGCGGCCCACCACCAGCGCCUGGCCGCCUUCCGCGACAAGCUCGCCGCCGAGCGCGACAAGCGGCUCGCCGAGCGCCGCCGAGCGCGCCGCGAGCAACGCCGCCAGGAGUGGCUGGCGGAGAAGCAACGCGAAGAAGAAAGGAUCGCAGAAGAAGCUCGACGCGCGAAGGAAGAAGAGGAACGCCGCGAGAGAGAGGAGCGCGAACGUCGUCAAGCCGAGGAACUGGCCGCUCAGAGGGAGCGAGAAAGGGAGAAAGAGAAGGAACACUUGGAGAUGCUCUCCCGCCAGGAAGCCAAGGCCCGCGCGAAGGAAGCCGACGUACAGCGCAAGCUUGAAGAGCAGAAAGCCGCCACUAUGUCCAGCUGGCGCCGUGGUGGCGCCCCCGAAAGCAAGGAGGACGCCGGCGGCGGCUGGCGCUCUAAGACCGACUCCAAGGCGCCCGAGAAGAAGCCCGAGCCCUGGCGCCCCAGCCGCUUGCGCGAGGGCCCGCGUGAGGACCGCGUGCGCUCUCCGGAGCGAGGCCGCGUGGACAGACCGCGUGACGAUCGCUCGCGGGAAGACCGCCCGCCGCCGCCUAGGGAGGACAGGCGCGAGGAUCGUCCCAGGGACGACAGAUCGCGGGAAGACCGCCCGCUGCGGGACGACAGGCCUCGCGACGACCGGCCCAGGGACGACCGGCCUCGGGACGAAGGCGGCUGGCGCUCGGCCAACCGCGAGCCAGAGAGAGAGAGGCCCCGCUACGGUGGACGGUCCAGCGGCCCUGACGCUGGCACCUGGCGCCGCGGCCCUGCGGAGCCCCCGCCGUCGGCUGAGCGCCCUUCAGCCUGGCGCUCCAAGGACGGUCCGCCGCGCGACGACCGUUUCCGCGACGGUCCACGACGCGACGAUCGUGACGGGCCGCGACGCGACGAUCGCGAUGGGCCACGACGCGACGAUCGUGAUGGGCCAAGGCGUGACGAUCGCGAUGGGCCACGACGCGAUGAUCGUGACUUCCGUGACCGCGAUCGUUACCCGCCAAGGGACGGGCCGAGGAGGGAUGACCGUGACGGACCACGGCGCGAUGACCGCGACGGACCCCGCCGCGACGAUCGCGACCGCAGACCGCCGCCGCCGCGCCGCGACGAGAAACCCCGCGACCCAGACGGUGACGACUGGCAGCCCGUCACCCGCCGCUAAAGGAGCCCAAUGUGUCGAUAUUACAUUAUCUGUGAAGGGUUCAGUAGCAUUCACUAACAAAACCUCUUUAUUUUUAGACUUGAGCCAGUUCUAUCGAGUGUUUGAUACCUUUCAGUUAACCCUGUCGUAAUACACUAAUAUUGAUGUCAAAAGUGUCAACAUAAACGAUUUAUGUCGAUAAUAGUUUCUCUUUUAAAACCACCUCAAACGAGAAACUUGAGUCGAAAAAGCCGCUGGCGGCUAAAUUAGGAACUAUUUUAUUUCCAUUGUGUGUGCUUUAAUACAUUUGGAUUUGGAAUUUAUUCUUUCGCUUUUGACUUCCAUUCGUGAUUUGGCAUUGGCAUCACUGGUUUGACCAACCCAAGGGCAUUAACGUGUGAUUUCUAUGAUAGAUAUUACGCCAAGUACAGAUACGUCAUAAAAACAACUGAGUAAUGCACUGAUUUUGACAGCUGUCAGUGCGAAAAUAUGGUCAAAAUAUUAGGUAAAGUUGCUAAAAAGCAUUUAAAAUUAUUUUUUCUUGCUUAUUCACUUUGCGUUUCCUUUCUACUGAACCCUAUUUUGUUUAUCGUGUUAUAUUCAAGUUUGUAAGCCGCCAUUCUUGUAUGGAAUAUUACUUUGUAAUCCAUGCGCGGUUGUAUUUCGCGCCAAUAUAUUAUUUUACUGUAUGGGUGAGGGAUAUUUUUAUUUCAUUUCUAUUAUAUUUUGUGUAACCUCCUAAGCUUCUUGUAUUUUUAUUUUAAAGUCAUUUGCUUUGCUGGUACAGUCAUUUUUAGAUAGCGUCUUAAACAGGGUUUGAGAUUUAGGUUGGCAAAUUGUUUUGAUCUCUGUCUUAAACUUUUUGACACUUCAACAUGAGCUGACUAUACCAUUUUAUAGCGAAAAUGCACCUUAACUACAUGAAAUGCCCCAUCACAAAAUCAAGUAUUGAUUUAAAUUAAUUCAACUUGGUAUUUAUUAAAAUCAUGUUAUUUUAUAUACUGAAUCAUGGCACAAUUUAUUUCGACCUGUCUCUUCAUCCUGUUUGAGAUAGUCAAUUUCUUCUGGCAUGAUUGUGUGCAUACUAAUAUUGUUUUGGAAGCACCUUAGGCUUGAAUGUAGGUAGAUCACAAAUAAAUAUUAGAAAUAAGAUUUGCCAAAUAUACGUUAAAACAAUACCUACAUAUAAAAUAGGACACUCAAGUUGCGUUACCUGUUUUGUGCCCAUAGCAAGAAUAUAAAGUUCCAUUCAUAAUAGAAUCGCGACCGCGGGUGCAACUUUCUCAGUUUAAGGGUGCAUUUACAACUGUUCUGUCUAAUAGAAAUAAUAAUAUUAAAAAUAUUAGCAAACAACCGUUACGCAUGAGAUAUCGAUAUUAUCAUCUGUACAAUCGAUUAAUAAACGAUUAUAUUCUGUCAAAACAUUCGGUGUUUUUGGAUUGUUUGAUUUUGUGGCUCCGUGCUAGCUCUAUUGUGAAUAAUUAAGAUUUAUUCAAUUUUGUUUUGACAUGAUUAUUAAUUAUGUAAUUUAUUUUGUUACAGUUGACUUCUUUAUUAUCUGUUAGACUUUCUAGUGUCAUGGUCUUCAUCAUUAUUUCACUCAAAAUCUAUAUUCUUGCUGCGGGCACUCAUACGCGUUUCAAUUCACUUGAUAUCAUGUAUCAUUUGCAUACUCCGUGAUCGAAUAGUCGAUCCCGUUACUGAGAACAGUGAUUACAAACACUACAGUUUGAGCGAACAAUGGCUUGUCGGUGCGAA